AUGUGGAGAUGGACAGCUGGGCUUGUGUGUGUACCAGACCCUAUUGCAGAGCAUCGAGUGGCCCCAGUCACAUCCAGGGUCAAUACAACCCAAUCUGUCAGUCACAGGGCGCAGCAGUACGCGCAGCAAGUGCUCGAAGCACUGGGUAUGGAGACAGAGCCCUCGAGUACCACGGGGGAUGUGUGUAGAGAUAUAUCUCUACCAGUUGCAAACGGGUUGGAUCUGGCGUCACCACAUACAAACGAAGCGAACUCGGAGUCUAGCACUAUAGCCGCUUCUACCACACCGUCCCCACAACGGCCAAUAGACUUUGUGGUCAGCGAUGCCAGUGCACUCCCUUUAGCGGACACGUCGCAGGAUGUCAUUGUAUGCCAGCAUGGCUUGCAGUACUUUUCUGACCCAGCCACGUGCUUAGCUGAGAUUAAACGUGUGUGGCGACCGGGACCCUCUGCGGUAGUAUGUAUCGCUGUGUGGGGGGAUGCAGACGACUGUCCGCUCAUACACCUGCCCACACAUGCGCUUGAUGUGGAGGUGAGAUCCGUAAAAGAUGGGGCACAUAAUACACAACACAGCCCGUCUAGGGAUCAUAUUAAAGCAAGCAUGCACGCUCGGAGUCCUGCUGGGCUUAUUGCAGAUGAUGAGAACGUGGCUGGUAAUGAUAGCCGUAUUUCAAAGGGAGUGCAGCGUAGUGCGGGUAUAGGCGGUGUUGAUAAGCCCUUGGGAAGUGCACGGAAUGAUCCCGGCCCUUUCGCCUUCGCUGAUAGCGAUUUAUUGUUAGACGCUUUGCGAGCCAGCGGUCUUGCCACAGUUUCAAGUAACGGCGAAGCGCAGUACGAAAUGAUGACGGCAGUGAUUAAGGUGAACUUCAGUUGCUUUAACGACUUCUUCGCUUUCGCACUUUCAGACGCCGCGCUGGAGUCGUCAUUCCGAUCGUGCCACGGGAAGGAUAAUUACUAUGACUCGAGUGAUGAUGGUACGAGUCUGUCGGCUUCAACGUAUAGUCAGGAAUUGGCUGGCUUCAAACAAAAUGUGAAGGCUCGCCUGUGGGAGGCUGUCUGUGCAUAUUGGGAUGGUUCGGGUAGUGGCAUUGUACCGCAAGACAUGUGUGCAGGCGUUGCGGAACAAGACCAAAACACAGUACCGCUGACCGUCCCGUGUCAGUUUCACUUGGCGACAUGUAGGAAUCCUCGAUAGAACGAACAGGCAAGGCAUAUAUUAGAAGCAACCAAAAAUACUAUAUGCACAAAUGGAUGGUGUAUGGUGUAUGGUGUACAAAAGUGACGAGACUGGAUGGUCAUAUCCAGGUCAUGCAGUACGGUGGGGUACUAGCGUAUAGCCAAUUCGAACGUAGUAGCUCGCACUGCUCAAUUGCCCCAAAAUACAGCAAUUGAAUUCAAUUGGAUCUCUGACAUCUCAUAUUAGUUACACAUGUCGAAUGAAUGAAUCCUGUGUACACAGGUACUGAAAACAGCACACGUCGGAGAUCCCAAAACCACAAUUACGUCGUCCAGCUGACCAUACAUAAUUCUCAAAUACAAAUGAGAAUGAUAUGCGCGAGUGUGUGCAGCUGGCAUCAAGUAUUACGAAUGAAUCCUGUGUACACAGGUACUGAAAACAACACACGUCGGAAAUCCCAAUACUACAAUUACGUCGUCCAGCUGACC
Molecule: messenger RNA, 1664 nt
Organism: Sphaeroforma arctica JP610
Lineage: Eukaryota; Ichthyosporea; Ichthyophonida
Exons: 2
Coding region: 1-1194 (397 amino acids)
Molecular function (GO): S-adenosylmethionine-dependent methyltransferase activity
Source: RefSeq, a predicted model, not a curated record